AUCUUGAUGAUGGUAAAAGCCUCAGCAACUGGGAUUUUUUCAGUCAUAUCCCAGGUAAACAGGCAAUGCUGAUUGCAGCAGAGCAUAUUAAUAUUUUAUUUCCUAGUCAAACUUAUUGUAUCAAUUAACUUUUUCAGGAAACAUUAAAAAUAAUGAUAAUGGAGAUGUUGCAGAUGAUGAUUACCAUCUGUUCUUGGUAUUUUGCUUCUUUUAAGUUCAUUUUUUUUCUUGCUCUCAACCUAUAGAAAUAAGAAGAUAAAAGUAUGAAUGUUGCUUUGUUUGUGUAUGAUAUACCAGGAAGAUAUUGUGAUUGCUCAUUCUCUUGGUGUAAAAGCAUAUCGGUUUUCGAUUUCAUGGGCCAGAAUUCUACCAAGAGGUAGGUUUGGUGAAGUCAAUCCAAGUGGGAUCAAGUUCUAUAACAAAAUUAUAGACAGCCUCUUGCUCAAGGGAAUUGAACCAUUUGUGACAAUACACCACUUUGAUCACCCACAAGAACUGGAAGAUAGAUAUGGGUCUUGGCUCAGUCCUCUGAUGCAGGAGGAUUUUGUUCUUUUGGCUGAAACUUGUUUUAAGAGCUUUGGUGAUAGAGUCAAGUACUGGACAACUAUCAACGAGGUAAAUCAGUUUGCAGAAAUGGCCUAUGUUAGGGGAGUUUUUCCACCAGCUCAUUGUUCCGCCCCUUUCGGAAAUUGUUCUGUUGGCAAUUCUGAUGUAGAGCCUUUUAUCGUUGUGCACAACAUGUUAUUGUCACAUGCCAAGGCCGUUAACCUAUACCGAGAACAAUUUCAGCAAAAACAAGGUGGCUCUAUAGGGUUAAUUGCACAUUCACAUAUGUAUGAACCACUAAGAGAUGGAGAAUCUGAUCGUCUAGCUGUAAAUAGGGCUCUGGCUUUUACACUUGGCUGGGCAAUAGAUCCUUUAGUGUUUGGAGAUUACCCUCCAGAAAUGCGUCAAUACCACGUGAGUGGAGAUCAUUUCAUCAGAGGGUUUGCAUACACAACUGGAGAAAGAGAUGGCAUUCUAAUUGGAGAACCAACUGGUGUUGAAAGAUUUUAUGUUGUUCCAAGGGGCAUUGAGAAGAUUGUUGAUUAUGUUUCAAAAAGAUACAAUAACAUGCCCAUAUAUGUAACAGAAAAUGGAUAUUCUCCACCACGUACUGAACAAGUGCCUGAUUUGCUGCAUGAUGUCAACCGAAUCAAGUUCCACGAGGGCUACCUUGCUGCUUUGGCCAGAGCAAUUAGGAAUGGUGCUGAUGUACGCGGAUACUUUGUAUGGAGCUUGAUGGAUAACUUUGAAUGGACAGGAGGUUACAGCACAACAUUUGGACUUUACUACAUUGAUCGUCAAACUCUGAAGAGGACUCCAAAGCUUUCUGCUAAAUGGUAUGAAGAUUUUAUUGCAAACAGAAGCAAAGGAAGCAACAGAGAAGGGUUCAAGAAUGGAAAAGAGGGUUCUAAACGUUUUCCCAAAAGCAAAACUGUCAUAACUUCCAGAGCUGAAGCUAAAGCCACAGAAAAGUGAUGAUGGUAUCUACAUUUCAUCAUCCCUAUGUGUUGUAACGGUUUUGUGUCCGUAUG
Molecule: messenger RNA, 1577 nt
Organism: Durio zibethinus
Lineage: Eukaryota; Viridiplantae; Streptophyta; Magnoliopsida; Malvales; Malvaceae
Source: RefSeq, a predicted model, not a curated record